This is a messenger RNA of Sorex fumeus (smoky shrew), 1106 nucleotides long. It is a transcript of the gene ECSCR, whose product is annotated as endothelial cell surface expressed chemotaxis and apoptosis regulator. Gene Ontology annotation, cellular component: cytosol; plasma membrane. NCBI's taxonomy places the organism in Eukaryota, Metazoa, Chordata, Mammalia, Eulipotyphla, Soricidae. Bases 72 to 782 code for a protein of 236 amino acids. The record is from RefSeq and is a predicted model, not a curated record. The transcript is spliced from 10 exons. Gene Ontology annotation, biological process: positive regulation of proteasomal protein catabolic process; positive regulation of endothelial cell apoptotic process; negative regulation of angiogenesis.
CAGCACUCCCUCUCUCUUCUGCACUAUGGACAGAGCCCAGCAGCUGCCUACCCGCCUCCCACCCGGCUGACAUGGGCACCGUUGGGGCCACGCGGCUGUGCGGGGUGAUCCUGGGCUUCCUUCUCCUCCGAGGCCUCAGCUCCCAGCCCACCACAGUGCAGCCAUCCAGCUCUCAGGGAAGCCUUGGCAAUUCCAGUUUGACCAUAGAGUCAACUUCCACCGACAUAGGAGUCAGCUCUUCCUCAGGGCUUGCCAGCCCAAGGCCCCUGCCCAGCACUGCGACCCCAGCCACCUCUGGGAGGAACCCGCAGCUGCUUACUGUAUCCAGCAAAGCCGAGGUUCCCUGGUCAAGCACCGUGGACGGUCCCACCUUGUCCUUGCUGACUCUCACUCAGACCCAGCCACAGAGGCAUACUCCAGGACUUGACACUUCUCAAGGGGUCACUCCCAGAUCAGUCACCACCAGCCUACAGACAAGUGAAGACAUGGCUGUCCUGCCCAGCCCGACCUCAGAAACGGUGCUCACUGUGGCUGCAUUUGGUGUCAUCAGCUUCAUUGCCAUUCUGGUAGUGGUGGUGAUCGUCUUGGUCAGUGUGGUCAGCCUGAGGUUCAAGUGUCGCAAGAAUAAGGAGUCUGAAGAUGCCCGAAAACCAGGAAGCUCAGGGCUGUCUGAAAGUUGCUCCACAGCCAAUGCAGAGAAAGACAGCAUCACCCUCCUCUCCAUGAAGAAUAUCAACAUGAACAACAGUGCAGGAGGACUCUCUGCGGAGAAGGUUCUUUAAAAGCCACCUGGGGUGCUUUGAACACACGGCUGCUGUCCCGUGACUCUGAGAAGGAAUGCAGUGGAAUUGGCAAACACUGGACCACAUCUAAAUUAUUUUGUUGUUCCUACACGCACUCCCAGUUCUGAAGGAUUCUGAAGUUCCUCCCCAUCCAGGAGCAAGCUAUCGACAUGAGAGACUCGUUCCAGUGUGGACCGUCGUUCUUGAAAUACAGCCUGCUCCCCUCCCUUCUCGAAGACAUGGGAAAGCAAGAGCAAAGCCAAGCAAGAGCAAGGAAAAUGACAAUGUGGAUUUGUCCUUUCUCCUUCGCAUUAAAAUGAAUUU